AUGGAAACUGGGGGUUCUAAUGGUGAGGGCGACCGCAGGAGCGAGCGGCGACACGGUGCGGGCGCAACGGUGUCGCGCGGCAUGCGGCGCCGCCCGCUGCUGCCGCUGCUGCUGCUGGCGCUGUUGCGCGCGCACGGCCUGCUCGCUGCGUCCGGAGGUAAGUCUCAACAGUUUUCUCUAGUCCUUGGUUCUUUUUCACUGUAG
This is a messenger RNA of Arctia plantaginis, 204 nucleotides long. Lineage: Eukaryota; Metazoa; Arthropoda; Insecta; Lepidoptera; Erebidae. The record is from the annotation of a GenBank genome assembly.